AUGAAUGAGCUAUUAUCAUCUCUAAUUAACUUUAGUGUAAAAGAAGAAUUAAAAAACAGUAGUAAUAUUAGUGAUAGAUUAUUAUAUAUAGUUUGGAAUAAUAUAUUUUUAAGAAAUGAAAUUCAUAAACAUAUUUUAAAGUUUAUUUCAUAUAGUGUUGCAGAUCUUAAUAAAUCACAAUAUGACCAGUUUAAAGAUAAAUCAUAUAUAACAAAACUUAAUUGGUUUGGUGAUACACUACCUGAUAAAAAUGAAUUGCCACCAUUUUUGACAAGUUUAUAUUUGCCCUAUUUUUCUGAAAAGUUAACUCCAACAACUUUACCAAAUACAAUAACUACACUCACAUUCGGUAAUGGUUUUAACCAAGUAGUUCUACCCGACACAUUACCAAAUAGUCUCACAACACUCACAUUCGGUCAUGGUUUUAACCAAGUAGUUCUACCUGGUACAUUACCAAAUAAUCUCACAAAACUCACAUUUGGUCAUAAUUUUAACCAAGUAGUUCCACCGGGUACAUUACCAAAUAAUCUCACAACACUCACAUUCGGUUAUAGUUUUAACCAAGUAGUUUUACCCGGCACAUUACCAAAUAGUCUCACAACACUCACAUUCGGUCAUUUUUUUAACCAAGUAGUUCUACCCGACACAUUACCAAAUAGUCUUACAACACUCACAUUCGGUAACCAAGUAGUUUCACCGGGUACAUUACCAAAUAGUCUCACACAACUCACAUUCGGUCAUUAUUAUAACCAUAUAGUUCCACCUAGCACAUUACCAAAUUGUCUCACAACACUCACAUUCGGUGUUAGUUUUAAUCAAGUGGUUUUACCCGGCACAUUACCAAAUAAUCUCACAACACUCACAUUCGAUAAUGAAUUUAACCAAGUAGUUCCACCCGGCACAUUACCAAAUAGUCUCACAACACUCACAUUCGGUAAUGAUUUUAACCAAGUAGUUCUACCCGGCACAUUACCAAAUAAUCUCACAACACUCACAUUCGGUCAUAAUUUUAACCAAGUAGUUCCACCGGGCACAUUACCAAAUAGUCUCACAACACUCACAUUCGGUUAUUGUUUUAACCAAGUAGUUCCACCCGGCAUAUUACCAAAUUGUCUCACAACACUCACAUUCGGUUAUUGUUUUAACCAAGUAGUUCUACCCGGCACAUUACCAGAUAAUCUCACAACACUCACAUUCGGUAAUGAAUUUAAUCAAGUAGCUCAACCGGGCUUAUUACCAAAUAGUCUCACAACACUCACAUUCGGAACUAAAUUUAACCAAGUAGUUCUACCUGACACAUUACCAAAUAAUCUCACAAUACUCACAUUCGGUGAUAAUUUUAACCAAGUAGUUCCACCCAACACAUUUCCAAAUAGUCUCACAGAACUCACAUUCGGUUAUAGUUUUAACCAAGUAGUUCUACCCGGCACAUUACCAAAUAGUCUCACAGAGCUCUCAUUCGGUUGUAGUUUUAACCAAGUAGUUCUACCCGGCACACUACCAAAUAAUCUCACAACGCUCACAUUCAGUUAUGACUUUAACCAAGUAGUUUUACCUAGCACAUUACCAAAUAGUCUCACAACACUCACAUUCGGUUAUUAUUUUAACCAAGUAGUUCCACCUGGCACAUUACCAAAUAGUCUCACAACACUCACAUUCGGUAAUGAAUUUAACCAAGUAAUUCUACCUGGUACAUUACCAAAUAAUCUCACAACACUCACAUUUGGUGAUAAAUUUAACCAAAUAAUUCUACCCGGCACAUUACCAAAUAGUCUCACAACACUCACAUUCGGUUAUGAAUUUAACCAAGUACUUCUACCCGACACAUUACCAAAUAAUCUCACAACACUCACAUUCGGUGAUAAAUUUAACCAAGUAAUUCUACCCGGCACAUUACCAAAUAGUCUCACAACACUCACAUUCGGAACUAAAUUUAACCAAGUAGUUCCACCGGGCUCAUUACCAAAUUGUCUCACAACACUCACAUUCGGUUAUGAUUUUAACCAAGUAAUUCUACCUGGUACAUUACCAAAUAGUCUCACAACACUCACAUUAUGUGAUAAUUUUAACCAAGUAAUUCUACCUGACACAUUACCAAAUAGUCUCGCAAUACUCACAUUCAGUCAUGAGUUUGAAGAAGAAAAUCCAUUUGAUUAUGAUUAUGAUUAUGAUUAA
This is a messenger RNA of Dictyostelium purpureum, 2175 nucleotides long. RefSeq lists its product as uncharacterized. The coding region runs from base 1 to 2175 and encodes 724 amino acids. The record is from RefSeq and is a predicted model, not a curated record. Lineage: Eukaryota; Evosea; Eumycetozoa; Dictyosteliales; Dictyosteliaceae. The transcript has 2 exons.